CAACUCACAACAGUGGGCGGAGCUGGCGAAACAGUUGUUUUGCUUGGUCAACUCUGAUUGGCUGGUGAAUACACUGCUCGGCACCUGAUUGGUCCUUUCGCCCAACCAGGAGGUGUUGAAGCGACCGCAGAGCCAACAGCUAGCCCGCAGCAGCAGUCUUCUUGCUAGCUAAAAGGGAACGGGGUCCUCGCAAUGGGAGCUAGCACACCUUAAAUGACAUUACUCCUUUUAUACUCAUGUAAACAUUUAUUCCAUUUAAUCGUCUUUUCGUGACGCCUUAGGAAGAAGCCCACAAAGAGCGAGGAUGUUGGUCCCCGCGGGAAGAUAAUGAAGAGGUUGCGUGUUCUGUUGGUGUGCCUGAUUGUAGCUCUCUUGUGCCGGUACCCUAGUCAUCAUGCCUAUUGUUCGGAGCACAGCUCGUCUGGCCCAGGUGAGCCUGCUGAGGACAGGGACAACAUCCCGGAUGACCGAACGCUGGAACAGGACUCCGCAGAACCUCAGGAGAUGGAAGAAUGGACGACACACACCUCCUACACUGUGGGACAAGAGGCUGAGAGAGCAGCACACAACGUACAUCAAGAACAGUCUGUGAAUCUACAUGGAGCAGAGGAAGAAACCAACUCGGAGUCCGAUACUGUACCAGUCGCCAAUGAGCCAGAACCCUCAGCAGACCAUGUUGUUGAUUCGGACCCACAGACAAAAACUUGUGUCCAAUACCAGGACCGUGACCAGGAAGCUCCGGUUUCCUCCACAUUAGAGCUAGUUUCAGCAUCCGAAGAUGCCCCGCGCCCCGACAAGCUCCUUGACGCUGACUCCGCUGCUGCUGACUCGGACCCUGUUGCAAUUCUGCAUGAAGCCGACAACACACCUACCUCAGAGAGUGCUGCUCCGACUCACACAGGUGCAGUGCGGGUUGCCAGUUCAGGAGAUGAGCCCCCAGCAGACAGCUUUGUCUUUGCUGAGCACUCUGACUCGCAAUGCGGGGUCAUUCCCGCCAAACUGGCAACCUGUGAAAACUCCCCUUUCGGCAGCCCUCUCUCCAGAGAAGACAAGGCUGACACAGAGGACCAGCAGUCGGACCAGAACCAGGAUUCGGGUCCAGAAGCAGUGGCUGAAUCCACUGCAGUCCGUGAGGAACAGGAGCGGGAGGAGGGACAGGCUGACAUGGAACCGGAGAACAGCCUCCCAGCCUUGCAGCACCAAGAGCAGCAGGUCAGUCUGGAGAUGCAAGCUGCUACUGGCAGAGAGUCGGAUCCCUCGGUCCCCAGCAAAGACGACAUCCCGACAUUUGACGAGUGGAAAAAGCAAGUCAUGGAGGUGGAGAAGGAGAAAAGUCAGAGUCUCCAUACGGCCACCAGCGGCAGCACCCAGUCAGUGAAGAAGGUCCAGAAAAACUUCAAGAAUAAUUACGCCUCGGUGGAAUGCGGCGCUAAGAUACUGUCUGCAAACAACGAGGCCAAGAGCACUUCCGCUAUUCUCAUGGAGAACAUGGAUCUUUACAUGCUGAAUCCCUGCAGCAACAAAAUAUGGUUUGUGAUCGAGCUCUGUGAGCGCAUACAAGUCAAGCAGCUGGACAUUGCAAACUUUGAGCUCUUCUCAUCCACGCCUAAGGACUUUGUUGUUUCCCUCAGUGACAGGUAUCCCACCAACAAGUGGGUGAAGCUGGGGACUUUCCAUGCCCGCGACGAGCGCAUCAUCCAGAGUUUUCCACUGGAUGAGCAGCUUUAUGCUAAAUAUGUGAAGAUGUUCAUCAAGUACAUAAAGGUUGAGCUGCUUUCCCACUUUGGGUCGGAACACUUCUGUCCCCUGAGUCUGUUCAGGGUGUUUGGAACCAGUAUGGUGGAGGAAUACGAUGAGGCAGACUCCCAGGACCCGUCUGAAAGGCUGGAGUACUUAGUAGAUGAAGACUAUGACUAUCCACCCGGCUACCAGCCAUCAGAAGACAAGGCUUCGAAAAACCUGCUUGGCUCCGCGACAAAUGCCAUCCUCAACAUGGUGAACAACAUUGCUGCUAAUGUGCUGGGUGGUAAACAUGAACUGCAGGAAGAGGGGGCAGAGGCUGAAGGUAACGUGACAGCAGAGGUGAUGACAGACCAAGAGGGGAGCUUAAAGGUUACGCUGAUGCCAGCUGAAAUCACCGGAGACUCUUCCACUCAAAAACCAGAAGAACCCACCACCCACAAGGACUCGGAUUCCUCCAGCGUUUCCUCUGCGUCGUCUUCCCUUCUGCCCCAUACAGACAGACAGAUUGUCACUCUUGUUGAAGAGGAGGACGACGAAGAUCCCCACCAGUCAACCGUCACCCUGAUGGAAGAGGAGGGCGAUGAGGAAGAGGAGAAGAAAGCAGAGGAGGCAGCAGACAGGCACCAGUGGGAGAGCCAGUUGUACUGUCCUGGCUUGCCCCUGUCCUCGCUCUCCUUGUCCUGCAUGGCCACGCUGCCCGAGCUGCUCCACCGCUGGUGCUCCGCCGUGCUGGCCAGGGAGCGACUUCGAAGACUUUACGCGCAGACACGCCCCCGUGUAAAAGGCCCCGCCCUCACGCGGUCAACUCUUCAGGUACCCGACCCUGCUUCCACACCCUUACCGGAGACCCUUCCCCUCACUGAAACGACCACAGAGAUGGAGGCGCCUCUCAAGAGCCAAAGCGAGGUCUCCCCCACGCCGCACGUCGACUCCCACACUCCGCAGCUCGACUUCCUUCUGGAGCCGAGCAGACCCUCCACCCUUCAUCCUCACAGCCUCUCAGACCCCCACAGUUCCCUGACGCGACCCACCCCCACACACGAGUACGUGCUGCUUCCUCCCAUUAAAGACGCCGCCCUGAAUCCUGUCCCCACUCCCCCACUCCAGGUUUCCGCUGUCCCAGAGACCAUGUUGAGCAGCGUCGCCACCACCUUCAUCACGAGCCCAACCCAACAACUUCUAACCCAGGAGACCGCUUCUCCAGAUGCUGCACUCCUCACUGCUAAGGAGCAACCUGUGCAAGCUCUCCCCACCGCCUCGAAGCCUGAGGACCUUGUGUCCCCUCCCACGGAGCAACCGGCCGCCCCCCCACUCACGGACUCCGAUGCAGUCAAGUCGGGGGAGGAGACCAGGGACCCACAUAAAUUUGCUUCUCCAGAGGAGCAGGCAGACCCGCUCCCUCAAGGCGGGGAACCCCAGGACACGGGGUAUGAGGACCUGUUGCACACUAACGGGAAUGUGCACCGCACCGCCACCGAUUUCUACGCAGAAAUGCAGAACGGAGGCGAUUACAGCGGCGGGGCCGCGAAUGGCGCAACGGUACACGGCUCCAGCCAGAAGGAAAGCGUCUUCAUGAGGCUCAACAACAGGAUCAAAGCCCUGGAGAUGAACAUGAGUCUGUCUAGCAGAUAUCUGGAGGAGCUCAGCCAGAGAUACCGUAAACAAAUGGAGGAGAUGCAGAGGGCGUUCAAUAAGACCAUCAUCAAGCUGCAGAACACAUCUCGCAUUGCUGAGGAGCAGGACCAGAAGCAGCAGGACUCCAUCCAGGUUCUUCAAAGUCAGCUGGAGAAUGUCACUAAACUGAUGCUCAAUCUCACCGUUACCAUCAACCAGCUUCAGAAAGAGGUAUCUGACCGUCAGAGCUACCUCGUGGUCUCUCUGGUUCUGUGCGUGUCUCUGGGCCUCCUCAUGUGCCUGCAGUGCUGCCGCAGCUCCAGUGCCGCUCCAAAAGACAACCCUGCUGCUCUUCCUAAGAGCAACCACUACCCCAGCCCCAAGAGAUGCUUCUCUUCCUAUGACGACAUGAGCCUGAAGCGAAGAGUUACCUGUCCUCUUGUUCGAUCAAAGUCCUUCCACCUAUCUUCUACUGAAGGUCCAGAUGACUUGUACAUUGUAGAACCUCUAAGGUUUUCUCCAGAGAAAAAGAAGAAACGCUGCAAAUCAAAGUCUUUGGACAAAGUGGAAACUCUGAAGGCGUCGGACCCUCCGGCUGCCCUCUUCAACGGUGAAAUUAAAUGCAACGGUUUCCACGCAUCCCUUCCACUCCCCGCCCUUCCUCAGCAUCCUCCUUCCCCACCGCCACUGCCUCCUCCGCCGCCGCCGCCGCCGCCGCCUCCUCUGCCGGAUAUGCCCUCAUUGCCCCCCCGCGCCCCCACGGAGCUCCCCUCAGAGACCAGUAGCUGCAGCUCCUCCACCCACUCCGAGGAGUCCUUCGCCACCCGCCUGGCGCCUCCCUCGCCCGUCUUCUCCUCCUCGGGCCUGUGCAACGGCCACCGGCCGCCGCCGCCGCCCGUCAAGUCCCGCCAGGAGAGGCGCUCCACCAAACGGCGGAAGUCGCGGCAGACGGAGCUGACCUUCCCGCCCAUGCCGGAGGCCCGCGUGGCGUCGCUGCCCAGCCUGCAGCAGCUGAUGAAGGGCAGCCGGGGGAUGGGCGUGGGCACCAUCAGGGUGAGCGCCGUCAGCGGACACGUCUGAGCACGCUUGCACAAAGACUUGGCGUCCCAAAGAACCUCCUGUCGGCGUCCACUCCCUCAAAGACCUUUUAACGGUUACGUGCCUUUAUGACCUUUUUUUUUUUUUUUUUAAAGGCUUGUGAGGACAACAUGUGUGUCUGUCGUAGAAGAGCACACAUGGUGUAGUUGUUCCCACCAUGGCAUCCACAAAGUAUUCACGCAUGUGAGAGGAGCGUUACAAACUUCAUGACUUUGGGGACCACUUUUUCUUUGGCUUUUGUUUCCCUCCCGCCUCUGUCAGUCUACUCCCGACUAGCUGAAUGAAGAAAACACAAACCUUUUUUAGCGAGGUUCCAUUUUAAACAUUUUAAUCAAGUACAGCAGCAGCAGCAGCAGCCUUGGAGGCCAUCCUCGCUCAUGUUUACUAAGGCACACGAAUCUGCAAGACCAGUUUUAUUUAUCUAUUUAUUUACGUCUCCAGUAAUUUCCUCCCACUGGCUGGCCAGUCUCCGCAUCCUGCAGCACCAACUUAAAGGAAAGCCUGCACACACUGGUACUCCUUUCAAUCUUCACGCUGCUGCUGCUGCUUUCAGAAGCUCUCAGUAGUCCUUUUCCUCACGUAAACUUCUUUUUUUUUGUUUUUUUUGUGCCUAUUCAGCAUUAGUGCGCCAUUUGCAUAGUCUCUGCAUUUUGUACUGUGUGCAUUUUCUGAAGGGCUGAGUGUGGUUUAUUCUGACCGAGGCUGGGAACUACACAUCACUACUCAUUACAGGGUCUACUUUCUUUUCUUUACACUAACCGGGGUCCGCUCCGGCCCACUUUGCACGAUUUUUCCCAACUGUGAAGAAGUAAUUUUUAGCUGGUGGUCUUUCUGUGUGUCCCUGGUCAUUGUUUAAAAAAAAAAAAUUUUUUAAAAGGGAACGCAGCAAAAAUGGUUGUUUGGAAACACUUAUCAUUCAUCUUUUCUCCUAUUCACUUUGUUUUUAACCCUUUUUGAAUGUGUAUGACAUGCUUGUGUGUGAUCAUGUAAUGAGAUUUGUGUCCCCCCCCCCCACGCCCCAGAGAUAACUCCCACCCUGGAGGGGUUCUACGAGCGCCAUGUGCACUUUUUGAAAUGACUCCUCAUGCCUUUUUUUUUCUUCUCUUGUUUCUUUUCUGCCUUUUUAAAUGUCAAGUGCUAUAUUUCGGUCUUUCUCUCGCUUUUGUUGCCUCUAUUAUUCUCUGAAAAGCUGCAAAGUGUUUUUUUCUCUUAGCAGGAGUGAGUUACUACAACAAUGUAGUGCCAUCUAGAAACUGUGAAUUUAUAAAUAAAAUUUUUUGUUGU
Molecule: messenger RNA, 5739 nt
Organism: Entelurus aequoreus (snake pipefish)
Lineage: Eukaryota; Metazoa; Chordata; Actinopteri; Syngnathiformes; Syngnathidae
Gene: suco
Product: SUN domain containing ossification factor
Exons: 24
Coding region: 328-4437 (1369 amino acids)
Biological process (GO): protein folding in endoplasmic reticulum; regulation of bone remodeling
Cellular component (GO): membrane; cytoplasm
Source: RefSeq, a predicted model, not a curated record